AUGGCAUUUCGUAAUUUGACACGUGGCGUAUUUCAAAUAGUUACAAAUCGAAGAUUUUAUACAGCAAUUCAACAACAAAUUUUUAUUCGAAAACCAAUAAUAAAUAAUCAACAAUUUCGUCAAUUUUCAUCAGUAACAAUACAUAAUGAUGCUUAUAAAGAUUUAAGUAAAUUUCUUGACAAAGAAAUUCAAUUAGAAAAAACUGCACAAAAACAUUCAAGUCAAUUACCUACUAUUCAAGGUUUCGAGGUACAAAGCAAUGGUCCCGCAAUAACAUUAACUCGUAAAUCAGGAAAAGAAAACAUUACUGUUAAAUUUAAUGUAACACAUACAGUAAAUGCAGCUGAAUCUGAUCAAGCUAUGAAUUUCGAUGAAGCAGGAGGACAACAACAACAAUCAAAUAGUGAAAUAUCUCAAUCAUCAUCAUCAUCACAAUUAAAAUCACGACCAACAUUUACUGUUGAUAUUAAUAAUGGUGGACAGACAUUAUCAUUUUUAUGUUCAUAUUUACCACAAGAUUAUUCUGUUGCACCUGAACAAUACCAAAGUGGAGAAAAUCAACAACAACAACAACAACAACAACAACAAGAAAAUGAUAAAUUAGAAGAUUUUCAAAUUGAUGAAUUUGCUAUUCAUGAUGGUGAUUGGAAUGAUAAUGUUUAUAGUGCUGAUUGUGCUGUUAUUGAUGGAGAACUUUAUGAUAAAUUACUUAAUUUACUUGAAGAACAUGGAAUUGGUGAAGAAUUUGCUAAUCAAUUAAUAGAUUUUUCUACAGCCUAUGAACAUGGUCAAUAUAUUGGUCUACUUGAAAAAUUACAACAAUUUUCCAAAAAAUAA
Molecule: messenger RNA, 837 nt
Organism: Rotaria sordida
Lineage: Eukaryota; Metazoa; Rotifera; Eurotatoria; Philodinida; Philodinidae
Source: the annotation of a GenBank genome assembly